Molecule: messenger RNA, 1354 nt
Organism: Ictalurus furcatus (blue catfish)
Lineage: Eukaryota; Metazoa; Chordata; Actinopteri; Siluriformes; Ictaluridae
Product: procathepsin L-like
Exons: 7
Coding region: 20-1048 (342 amino acids)
Biological process (GO): immune response
Cellular component (GO): lysosome
Molecular function (GO): cysteine-type endopeptidase activity
Source: RefSeq, a predicted model, not a curated record
UUUACACAAACAUAGAAAUAUGGAUUUUCUCAUGUUUUGCAGAAUGAGGGUUUUGCUUGCCAUCAUCUCUUUUGUGGCACUGGCCAGUGCAGACAGAAUCUCUCUGGAAGACCUGGAGUUCAGUGCCUGGAAAUUGAAGUUUGGUAAGAUCUAUAAGUCUGUAGAGGAAGAGUCUCAGCGUAAGAUGAUCUGGCUGGAAAAUCGCAAGAUGGUCCUGGUACAUAACAUGCUGGCUGACCAGGGCCUUAAGAGCUACAGACUCGGCAUGAACUACUUUUCAGACCUGGAUAACCAGGAAUACAGGCAGUCUGUAUUUAAGGGCUGCCUGCGAUCCUUCAACAGCACCAAGAGACACAGUGCAUCUACAUUCCUCCGACAGGCAGGUGGAGCUGUUCUGCCAGAUACUGUGGACUGGAGGGACAAGGGCUAUGUGACUAAGGUUAAGGACCAGAAGGAUUGUGGCUCUUGCUGGGCCUUCAGUGCGACAGGGGCACUGGAGGGUCAGACAUUCAGGAAAACUGCUAAACUGGUGUCACUCAGUGAGCAGCAGCUGGUAGACUGCUCUAGGUCAUUUGGUAACAUGGGCUGUGGUGGAGGCUGGAUGCACUGGUCCUUUGAAUAUGUGAAAGAAAAUGGAGGACUGGACACAGAGGACUCUUACCCCUAUGAGGCCAAGGAUGGGCCUUGCAGAUAUAAUCCAGCCACUACUGGAGCAACCUGCACUGGUUAUGUGAACAUAACCUAUACAGAUGAAAAUGCUUUGCAGGAAGCUGUGGCCACCAUCGGACCCAUUUCUGUCGCCAUAGAUGCAGGCCACAUAUCCUUCGGCCAAUAUACAUCUGGUAUCUAUGAUGAGCCCAACUGUAGCAGCACUGACCUGGAUCAUGGUGUCCUGGUUGUUGGUUAUGGCACAGAAAAUGGACAGGACUACUGGCUGGUCAAGAACAGCUGGGGUCUUGACUGGGGUGACAAAGGCUAUAUCAAGAUGUCCAGGAACAAGAAUAACCAAUGUGGUAUUGCCACAUCAGCCAGCUAUCCUCUGGUUUAAGGGUGUGUACAAUAAAAGUAAACAAUAUGAUGGCUAUUGAAGGAUUUGUUUUUAUUUUAAGUGAUGAUAACUGCCAUUAUCUGGUAGCUUUAAAAAAAAUAAUAAUAAUAUUAAGCUAUUCAUGCUUUUCCAUAGGUGUGUGAAAGACAGCUCCAUGCUUAAAUCAAUCUGCAGCAACUAUUUAACUUGGUUAUUCAACAUGUAAAACAUUGCACAGUGGAAUUUCUGUACAAAUAGAGUAAAAUAUCUCUGACUACUGUAGCUGGACCUUAUUUUCUACUACUGGUACUGUGUUGAUGUGUAUUG